Messenger RNA from Botrytis deweyae, 2715 nucleotides. RefSeq lists its product as uncharacterized. The transcript is spliced from 2 exons. NCBI's taxonomy places the organism in Eukaryota, Fungi, Ascomycota, Leotiomycetes, Helotiales, Sclerotiniaceae. The coding region runs from base 1 to 2715 and encodes 904 amino acids. The record is from RefSeq and is a predicted model, not a curated record.
AUGAUUUUGAACUUCCUCAUCGCAAUAUGGGCCAUAUGUGGAACUGCUGUUGCAGCUCCUCAGUAUGGUCACAUCGAAUCUACCGUCACUGUUUACGCUCCCUGCUCUGAAACUCCUGCUCCAUUUCCAACUGCCGUAGCAAGCAACCGCAUGGCACAAAUCAUCGCAGAUACAUCUCUCCCUCCCUUUUUCGCAACCACCUUUUCCACCUAUUCGUCAGUUGGAUUUUCGGAAUCAACUCGAACUAUCGAAGCUUCCCAACCAUCAAGAUUUACUGGAUCAAUUGAGACCGCCGCUGGAGUAAGACAAAUCCCUCAGUCAUCCAGUGACGUCUUUUCCUUCAUAGUCGUCGAAGGUACAACUAGCUGGUUGAAUGGACAAACGCCAACUAGCGCUCCAAGUCAAUCUUUCGUCGUCAUUACGAGUGCUAUAACAGUGGUUCCUGUAUCGAUUCCACCUCCACCUGCAUCGACAUCCGCGUCUAGCAGUGAAGUUGUGGUUAUAUCCACAGAAACUGUUAUACCUCUUCCGACUACUUCAUCUCCGGCUUCCUCCUCUUCGUACUCUUUGACAAAAUCCUCCAGCAGUGAGUCUGUGAUCAUAUCAACAGAAACGGUGAUUCCACUGUCAACUCUACCAUUAACUCCAUCGUCGUCAAUGACAACCGAAACCAAAUCAACAUCUACCGAUGAGCCUGUCAUUUUGUCAACAAAAGCGUCUACACCUCUACCAACUACUUCCCAAUCAUCUUCACCGAUUACAAUUCAGCCAGCACCCAGCAGUAAUGUGGUAAUUACAUUAACCACCACAGAAAUAACCAUUGUUCCUCUCUCAACUCUACUUUCAACCACAACCGCUAGUAGUAAAUCUACAUUUACAUCAGCCAGCGCAAUUAUUUCUUCCCAGUCCAGUACAAAUUACGCAUCUCCCAACGGAACAAUCAUUUCCAGUACUUCCACAUUCGCAUCGGUAACUCUUCCAACUGCAGUAAUUUCUACCUCGACACUUUCUUUCAAUCUCUCGUCUAUGGCCAGCAAUCUUUCUACUACUGCAAACCCACUUUCGAGUUUGUCUUCUGUCCCAAGCCUAACCAUAUCUAGACCUGAUGUCUCUGAGAGCAGUAUUAAGCUAGUCACUCCUUUACCAUAUACAACUCCCGUACCGGCGAGUUGGACAACCACACCUUUGCCUUCGGGCUCCCCUUCGGAGGUUUUGAGUAGUGGGGGCAAUUCGACGGGGAUUUGGACAGUCGCCUCAGCUCCAUCGACCAUUUUACCAAUUUUUAUUGAGCCCUCGCCAUCAUUGACUGCUAGCUCUAGUUUCAACUCAGUUUCGUCGUUGGCCACUCAUACCGUCUUUUCUCCAAUAUCUGUGGUUUCUCAAUCAGCUUCAGGUAGAAUAUUUACCGGUAUUGCCUCCAACUCCGGGGGGUGGAAUUCAACGUCGCAAACAGCAUUGGAAUCGACCUUCAAUACAUCUACGUUGGUUACAACUGGGUCUCUGACUACUUUGACUGGAGUUAGGGAAUCACAAGCCGCUACUCAAACUUUCAAUUCUGUUUUUGCCACUUCGACAACUUCGGACUCUUCAUUUUCGAUGCCGACAUCAAUCUCCAGCUCGAUUUCGUUGUCUAGGGAUACUGUAUCUUCUACAUAUACUCCAACCUCUAGCUCGACUUCAACAUCUGGCUUUACCUCAAUUCCCAGCUUCAAUGCAACAUUUUACACCUCGUCAUUUUCGUUGCCGACUUCAAUCUCCAGCUCGAAUUCGUUGUCUAAGGAUACUUCACUUUCUACAUAUACUCCAACCUCUAGCUCAGAUUCAACGCCUAGCUUUACCUUAACCUCCGGCUUUAAUGUAACAUCUUACGCCUCCUCCUUAUCGAAGUCUACUUCAAGCUCAAUCUUGAUUCCGGUAAUCAAUGCCACUUCAACAUUCCAAUCAAGUUCAUUGUCUACAACCGCGUCAACAUCCACUUUCAUUCCAGUGAUUGAAGGAUCAAGUUCCGUCACUUUCCCCAACUCAACAUCCUCUACAUCCACAAGCAUCAUUUCCUCAGCCACACCCACAAACUGCGGAGAGCGUGGAGACUUCGUAUUGACUUUCGAUGACGUCCCAACAUCGUCCGUCUUUAACGCAAGCGAUACUGACGUCCAGCCGGAACCAUUAUUCAAUCCCUACCACCAAUUUCUCUUCUCCGAUGGUUUCACAGUCAUUCCACCACCAAAACGUCUCCCCUUCUUCCCAUCUUCAAAACCACUCCUCCUCGAAUUCAUACCCAACUUCCAAGCCAACUCCUCAGAUAGAAAAACAGGCGCUAAUACCGCAGACCAUAUCUUCUCAGGGCAAAUAAGAAGUGGCGACGAAGGACUCACCGGAUGUUUCAAUUUCAAUCUCUACGGAGCAUCACUCGGUUGCGAUUCCACGGGUCCUUCAUGCGAUUUCACAUUUACGGGAUACAAGUACGACGAGGCUUCUCAAAAGACCUCUCAAGUCACCCAACAAAUCAUCCAUGUUCCCGCGUGUCCCGAACUUGCGAAUUGCGUUUUGACAACCGUGGACUUGGAACCGAGUUUUAGGGAUUUAACGCAUUUUCUCAUGAAUGCGACGGUGGCGGGCGAACCGAAACUUUGGUGGAUGGAUGAUCUUCGUUUGGGAUGGUCGGAUAAUAGUUGUGCUAUGGGUCUUUGUCGUCAGAAUGCUCAUGUGCGUUAG